AUGGACACUGCCCAGCCAGCCUUUGCCCCUCUCGAGGAACGCCCCCUCAAGGACACCAUCUGCCUGUUUGACGUGGACGGCACCCUAACCCCUGCCCGUCUGGGCGCCUCCCCCGAGAUCCUCGCCACCCUCGCGGCCCUCCGCCAAAAGUGCGCCGUCGGCUACGUCGGCGGCUCCGACCUCGCCAAGCAGCAGGAGCAGAUUGGCCAGCCGGCCGGCGUCCCCGUUACCACUCUCUUCGACUACUGCUUCGCUGAAAACGGCCUCACCGCCUACAAGCUCGGCCAGGAGCUCCCGUCCAACAGCUUCAUCCGCUGGAUCGGCGAGGACAAGUACAAGCAGCUCGUCAGCUUCAUCCUGCACUACGUGGCCGACCUGGACGUGCCCGUCAAGCGGGGCACCUUUGUCGAGUUCCGCAACGGCAUGAUCAACGUGAGCCCCGUGGGCAGGAACGCCAGCGUCCAGGAGAGGAACGACUUUGAGCAGUUUGACCGCGGGGCCGGCGUGAGGAAAAAGUUUGUGGCGGCCCUCAGGGAGCGCUUCCCCGACCUUGAUCUGACGUACUCCAUCGGCGGCCAAAUCUCCUUCGACGUCUUCCCCAGGGGCUGGGACAAGACCUACUGCCUCAGGCACCUCGAGCAAGAGGCCCAGAAGCCGGGCGGCGUUGCCUACACCAAGAUCCACUUCUUUGGCGACAAGGCCUUUGAAGGCGGCAACGACUGGGAAAUCUACAGCGACCCUCGCACCAUUGGACACGCCGUCAAGUCUCCCGAUGACACGAUGCGCAUCCUCAAGGAGCUCUUUGACCUGUAG
Ustilaginoidea virens is the source of this 813-nucleotide messenger RNA. RefSeq lists its product as uncharacterized. Gene Ontology annotation, cellular component: cytosol. The coding region runs from base 1 to 813 and encodes 270 amino acids. The record is from RefSeq and is a predicted model, not a curated record. The transcript is spliced from 3 exons. Gene Ontology annotation, molecular function: phosphomannomutase activity. Gene Ontology annotation, biological process: GDP-mannose biosynthetic process; mannose metabolic process; protein N-linked glycosylation. Lineage: Eukaryota; Fungi; Ascomycota; Sordariomycetes; Hypocreales; Clavicipitaceae.